This is a messenger RNA of Staurois parvus, 328 nucleotides long. The record is from the annotation of a GenBank genome assembly. NCBI's taxonomy places the organism in Eukaryota, Metazoa, Chordata, Amphibia, Anura, Ranidae.
CAUAAAUGGUCCCCUCCAUUUUGGCCUGUGCACGCUCCCUGGGAGCGCUUGGCACCGCGAUCCAGUGCCUGCUGUGUCCGGAGGAACAAUGAUCGCUGUACGAGACCUCUGUGUGAGGUCCUGAUUCAUGUGAUCACUGAUUGGCCAAUCAAUGAUCACAUGAAUAGUAGUAAGCAAGAUGUCACUUCUGACAUCAUUGCUUACUACUUGAAAAAUCUGUGAAUGAUCACAGAGGUCACAUGGUACAGGGCUAUUCACAACCUUGUACCAUGUGACAAGCUGUGGCCAAUCACAGCUCGCACAGUAUUUCUCAAUGGCUGCAAGAAUG